CUUCAACGAUGCAGCAACAUGAGCUCGUUCGCGGCAAAGCGCAAGGCGCGCGUCAUUAAAGUUGCCGACGAGGGCGAUGCUGAAGUCGCGCUUGCUUCGGCAGAAUCUGGCAGUGGGACAGAUGAGCCUUUAAAGCCAUCUUCUGGUGCAAAGUUUGCGCGGAAACCGUUUCGCCAGUCGGGUCUGCGCAAAAGCUUCAAUCCUGCCGAUGACGACACCCCAAGCACCGGUGGCGAUGAAGCCAAGGACGACGAGGACGACGGGCCGGUGGUGGUGCGGCCCAGCAUCGCACGAGCAGGCUCCAAACACAAGAAGAAGGUCCAAAAGCCGAGGGUUUCGUUCGGCGGUGACGCUGGCGACGCAGAAAAUGGAGACGCUGACGAGCCGAGCACACCCAAAAAGGCUCCCCUAGGGAUGAAGGCCAUGGAAAACAGCGCGGCAAAGCGCGGCGUUCCUCUACGAGGGCUCCCGACACGCUCCCUGCACGAUGAUGACGAUAGGCCAAGGUACAGCAAGGAGUACCUGAGCGAGCUGCAGUCGUCAACACCCAACACACCUCGCGAUAUCUCCACCCUGCACAUUGGCGACGCCGACGAGAUGGAGCUGGAUGCCAGCGAGCUGGAGGGCGCACUGGUCGUCGACUCUCCCGCGCCGUCGCCCAAGCCCGCGACGCAGAUCCUUUCCGAAGCUGAAAUACGCGAGAAGAAGGAGCGGCGGGCGCGGCUAGCCAAGGAGCAAGGGUUCCUCUCCGUCGAGGACGACGACGAGGAGGACCGCUUCGGGAAGAAAAAGGACGACACCCGGCUGCAGCGUGAGGACGAAGACCUGGGCGAGGGAUUCGACGACUACGUCGAGGAUGGCGGUCUAUCGCUCGGCAAGCGCGCGACCAAGGAGAGGCGGAAGAAGGAGCGCCAGCAAAUGGCCGAGCUGAUAUCCGCCGCGGAGGGCCACACAUCGGACUCGUCGUCAGACAGCGACGCCGAGCGGCGCAUCGCCUACGAGUCAGCACAGACGAGAGCAGGCCUUGACGGACUGAAGAAGCCCACGAAAGGCAAGUCCGAUGACGUCCCGCGGGUGCCGCCCAAGAUUACGCCGCUGCCAAGCUUGGGGGAGUGCAUAGCCAAGCUGCAGGCCAGUCUGAAGAGCAUGGAGCAGGAUAUCCAGACCAAGAACGCGAGGGUCGAACAGCUGCGCAAGGAGAAGCAAGAAAUCCUGGCUCGCGAGGCCGAGGUACAGGCGCUGCUGGACGAGACGGGGCGCAAGUAUCAAGAGGCGAUGGGCAAGGGCACGACGCAGCCUGCGCCGAUUGCCGCGGGGACGACACAGGUCUCGCUGGACCUGGGCGGGGAACGCGGCCUGGAGAGCCUGGGAACGACGCCUCGGCGCGCGGACCAGGAGGACGUCGACAUGUUGUGAAUAUAGACUUAGGAUACCACGAUACAGAUAGGACUGGCGUCGUGUCGGUCACACGACCACGGGCGAUGCUUGAUGAUUUACGAAUCUGGUGCAAUACUUGUUUAUUUUAUGGAGGUGGUGUAGCCACGAUUACGGACGACGGGCUAUAAUCAUGAUUACGAUAACUAUCAAGAG
Molecule: messenger RNA, 1590 nt
Organism: Purpureocillium takamizusanense
Lineage: Eukaryota; Fungi; Ascomycota; Sordariomycetes; Hypocreales; Ophiocordycipitaceae
Exons: 2
Coding region: 19-1416 (465 amino acids)
Biological process (GO): spliceosomal complex disassembly
Cellular component (GO): U2-type post-mRNA release spliceosomal complex
Source: RefSeq, a predicted model, not a curated record